AUGGCUGAUAUAUUUGGACCUGCUCCUGAACCACCUACCGAAUUAGGAAGGCUCAGAGUUCUUUCUAAAAGUGCAGGCAUUAGAGUUUCCCCUCUCAUUUUGGGGGGAAUGUCGAUUGGUGAUGCUUGGUCAGGAGCCAUGGGAUCAAUGAACAAGGAGCGAGCUUUUGAGUUACUCGAUGCCUUUUACGAAGCAGGUGGUAACUUUAUUGAUACUGCAAAUAAUUACCAGAACGAACAGUCAGAAGCUUGGAUCGGUGAAUGGAUGGUUUCAAGAAAAUUGCGUGAUCAAAUUGUAAUUGCCACCAAGUUUACCACAGAUUAUAAGGGCUAUGAUGUAGGCAAAGGGAAAAGUGCCAAUUUCUGCGGUAAUCACAAGCGCAGUUUGCAUGUGAGUGUCAGAGAUUCUCUUCGCAAAUUGCAAACUGACUGGAUUGAUAUUCUUUAUGUUCACUGGUGGGAUUAUAUGAGUUCUAUCGAAGAAGUUAUGGAUAGUUUACAUAUUCUUGUCCAGCAGGGCAAGGUCCUCUAUUUGGGUGUGUCUGAUACACCUGCCUGGGUUGUUUCUGCAGCAAAUUACUACGCUCAAUCUCACGGGAAAACUCCUUUCAGUAUCUAUCAAGGUAAAUGGAAUUUGUUGAACAGGGACUUUGAGCGUGAGAUUAUUCCAAUGGCAAGACAUUUUGGUAUGGCCCUGGCUCCAUGGGAUGUUAUGGGAGGCGGAAGAUUCCAGAGUAGAAAAGCAAUGGAAGAGCGGAAGAAGAAUGGAGAGGGCCUGCGUACUUUCGUUGGUAGCCCUGAUCAAACAGAUGCAGAAAAAAAGAUUAGUGAAGCAUUGUCCAAGGUUGCUGAGGAACAUGGAAUUGAAUCUGUCACAGCUAUUGCUAUCGCCUAUGUCCGCUCCAAAGCAAAAAAAGUUUUCCCAUUGGUUGGAGGAAGAAAAAUUGAACACCUCAAACAGAACAUUGAGGCUUUAAGUAUUAAACUGACACCAGAACAGAUAGAAUACCUAGAAAGUAUUGUCCCUUUCGAUGUUGGUUUUCCUACUAAUUUCAUCGGUGAUGAUCCAGCUGUUACCAAGAAGCUUUCAAUUCUCACAGCAAUGUCUGCCAAGAUUUCCUUUGAUUAG
Messenger RNA from Saccharomyces paradoxus, 1128 nucleotides. Its product is annotated as aldo/keto reductase. Lineage: Eukaryota; Fungi; Ascomycota; Saccharomycetes; Saccharomycetales; Saccharomycetaceae. Bases 1 to 1128 code for a protein of 375 amino acids. The record is from RefSeq and is a predicted model, not a curated record. The transcript has a single exon.